Molecule: messenger RNA, 942 nt
Organism: Trypanosoma grayi
Lineage: Eukaryota; Euglenozoa; Kinetoplastea; Trypanosomatida; Trypanosomatidae
Product: putative mRNA capping methyltransferase
Exons: 1
Coding region: 1-942 (313 amino acids)
Biological process (GO): 7-methylguanosine mRNA capping
Cellular component (GO): nucleus
Molecular function (GO): mRNA 5'-cap (guanine-N7-)-methyltransferase activity
Source: RefSeq, a predicted model, not a curated record
AUGGUGGAUAGCUCCCGGGCCGCAGACUCUUACAAUGAAGUGGCACGAAGGCGGACAGGCGACUUGAGCAGCAAAGAGACACCCUUUCGAUUCUUCAGCAACUACGUGAAAAAGUGUCUCAUCCAAUUUGCUCUAGAUCAUAUCAAGCACAAGGCGGGUCGGCGUAACGCUCUUGUGCUUGACUUGGCGAGCGGAAGAGGAGGUGACAUAGGGAAGUGGCUUCACUCCCAAAGUCCGGAGCUGAGCUUCGCCACGAAGAAUUUGCCGCCAGAGCGUUUGGUGAGAGCAGCCUUUCUUGAGUGUCAUGAUGUUUCGCCGGAGUGCGUGGCGGCGGCGCAGAAGCGCUACAGCGAAUUUUCAUCGAGUGCAGUCUGUAAAUGUGUCUUCACCGUUAGCGACUGCUUCAGCGAGGAAUUUCUCCGUAGCCAACUUUUGAUGUCAGAGCAUUAUGGUAAGUACGACAUUGUUUCCAUUCAAUUUGCGUUUCACUACGCGUGUGAUACACUAGAGCGAAUAGACAUGCUUUUGGGUGCGAUUGCUGGGGCAUUGGCGACUGAAGGUGUCUUCAUUGCGACAACAGUUGAUGAAGAAACGCUUUCUCAGCGUGUCCGCGAAAAACGAACGGAAUGCGGUGGAUUGUUUGCCAUAAGCUUUGAUUCGAAACCUCUCUGGGAGGGCGAGAAGCUCGCGGUGGGCACAAAAUAUCGUUUCGCAUUGGACGGAUUUGUGGAUUGUGACGAAUACGUCGUGCCGAUGGCAUACGUCCGAGAGCGUGCAAGACACUAUGGCAUGGAGGAAGUGGUGGAGUUUUCCAAGCCCUUCCGAUCGUUCUAUGCCGAUUACAAGGGGGAUUCGAGUAAGAAUAAGGGGAUGUAUUUGGUUCGAGGAGAAAUGGACCUCGCCACGUUGUACCGUUCGCUGUGCUUCCGAAAAACAGGCUGA